Molecule: messenger RNA, 1177 nt
Organism: Paramecium pentaurelia
Lineage: Eukaryota; Ciliophora; Oligohymenophorea; Peniculida; Parameciidae
Source: the annotation of a GenBank genome assembly
AUGAGACUGUAAAACAAUCAAUUAUUUAAACAAUCUUAUCCGAUACUAUUAAAUAAAAAGUUAAUUAUUAAGAUUUUAAUUAUUCUAAAGAUUGCUAAACUUAAAUUAUAUAUGUACUAUAUUUUUUUUAAUAAAAAAUAAUUGUGUAAAUUCAGCAUUUUAUAUUUUAUUAAAACCAAUAGUUAGUUUUAAAAGAAAUUAUAAAUAUUCUUAUUUUCCAGGUAAAAUGAGAGAUAUUUUUAGACAAGAAUCAAGAAGAGUUGGCAAGCAUGGCUUUUGAACCAUAAAAUUUUUGCACUUGUAACAUGAAUAACAAAUUAAGAUUGGAGGACAAUUCUAUGAAAUAUUUAGAUUAUUUAGUUUUUACUUUGGAGGACAUUAAUUGCAACUUUUUUGAAUUAUCUGAAUGCUUAAGAACAAUCGAUAUUAUUAAGAGCCCAGGUGAAUUUAUUUAUGCUUUCCUUGUCAUUUCAUCAAACUUCUAAAAUUCAUGAUCGAAAAGAACCUUAUCUCCAUUCACUCUUUCGUAUAAAAAGUAUGCAAUUGGCUGGAAGAGAGACCUGAAAUAAUAGAAAGACCUAAUGUAUCUGUAUCAGAGUCUAAGGAUUGGGAUCAAAUAACUCCUAUUAAUUUAGGCACUUCCUAAAUUAAUUCAUCUAUAAAUAGGAAUGAUUCUUCCUUCUCUUCAGUUGGGAAGUAAAAUGUCUCCUAAAUUCUUGAAGAGAAAUAAUUUAUAGUGAAAUCUGUUCCACUUGAAUAAGAUUAAUAAAAAAUAUCCAGCACAUCAUCUUCAAGAUAAUUAAUUAGAGUUAAAGUUGGUGAAUAUUCUUCUUUUUUUGAAGGUAAGUUGUUAGAAGACAUUGAUAUAUUGAAUGUUACUUAAUAUGAAGAUGAAAAUAAAAGUUAUCUAAUUUUUUCAACAGUUAUGAAAGGUGAUUUACUCUUCGAAAGAGAAUGUGUUAUGAAGUCGAAGCUCUCUUAAUGGUUAAGGAGUCAAAUGGGCUAGUUCUCCAUGGCGUGUUAGACCUAGGCGCAUGAGGGAAUACCUUAAUCUUAAGGAAUUGAGGUGGAAUAACAUCAUAUCCAAGAGGAAUAAUAGCUUAAAGUUCUUCCUAAAAUUAAAAAGAGUGUUAAGGUGAAAAAGGAAUCCAGAAAAUCUGGAAAGAGGAAAGAAUGA